Molecule: messenger RNA, 2146 nt
Organism: Vitrella brassicaformis
Lineage: Eukaryota; Vitrellaceae
Source: the annotation of a GenBank genome assembly
GUCGCAUCGAAUCAUUUUCAUGUCAGAGGGUCUCUUUCUUACAAAGGUGUCCAUCCCGCCAUCGAUGGCCAUUCAUUCGAUAGAGUAGCGGUCCAUCCAAUGCAUUGCAACGACAUGCUCACUCAUCCACACAGUGCCGUCGACCGGAUCGCUCCUCCGGCAGCCAUUCGCUUCCCCGUUGCGUAGGCAUCAUGCGACUCACAUCGACACAAGCCGCACGAGACCGACACAGAGAGGGACGGACAGCUGCUGGAGGAACAGUCUCCCAUCCACCCAGGUGACAAGACGCACAAGACGAGACGCCCCGGCAAAGAAAAGACCGACUGACCAAACACAUAGAUACUUGCCCACAUCAGGACGUCAACUGUCCCCCCUCCUCCUCUACCCCCUCCUCCUCCUCCUCCUCCUCCUCACACACAGAGGGACGACUGCACACGCUGGUGGCUACGCAUCGCCAGCUGCAGGGCCACCUGAACACCCACCCAAAAGACAACACAACACAACACAACACAGUGACCACACCAAUCAGGCCAAGCCCGUGUUGGUGCAGGAGUGAAUGACGGGCGCGCCUCAGGUACCCACCUUGCUGCCGCAGCACUCGUAAUUUCUCCCGAACGGCAGCGAGCCUCGUCUCCUCAUGCUCCCUCUGCAGCUUCUUGGGGUCCGCCAUAGUCCCAGCCGCUGUGCCUCUUCCGGCAGGACACCCUCGGCGCUCCAACUCACACUGCAGGAAGCCGAUACGACCUGAAUCAAUCAGACAUACACAUGCACAUACACAUACACAUACACAUAAGCGCACAGGCCAUCAAUGCAUCCCAGCGGUGCGUACGUGCGAUGUCGUAGGUGGCGUCCUCCAGUCUGUCGAUGACCGUCUGCCACCACGCAGCGGGCAUCUCCCCCAUCAGCUGCUGCACCUCCGGCAUGUUUGUGGCUGAUCCCCCUGACCAGUCAAUCACCCGCUGCACCUCCUGAUCACAGGUCUCUCUCUCUACGGCCCCCUGACUCUCACCCGCCCCCUGACCCUUCCAUCCCUCCUUCACGGUCUUAUACACCACCCACCCCACCACCUUGUUCUUGAUGGCCUCGUCGUUCUUCAAGGCCGGCUUCUCGCGCAGGACAAAGGCCAACACGCCGCCCUGGAAGGCCUCACGCCGGUCGCCGAUUGCGGGGUAAGAGGGGGGCGGGGCAGGCUGUGAGGGGGGAGGGGCAGGCUGUGAUGCGUACGUGUGGACGGUCCCAGCUGGUAUGGGGUAAUACUGUGCUCCCCAGCUUAUGGAAGGAAACUGGGCGGGGUAUACAUCAUAAGGAGCGUCAAGGGGGGAGCGGGGAGUGGGGAGGCUUGGGGGGCUGAGAGGAGGCGAGUUGAAGUGCUCCAUGAUGCGGUUGAUCAGCAGGUCGGCGUGCUUCUCCAUCCCGAGGUAGUUGCACAUCUGCCACAGGUGUAGCAGGCCCGCCUUGGCCGCCUCGUCGUCGGACUGGUCCGCCGCCGGGAUGUGGAGGGCUCCAGGGAGGCUGCGCAUGUACUGGUCCAGCAUGCAGCCAUCCCCUAUGCCGUGCAGCGUGGCGAAUGUGCUGAUGUGGCGGAAUGUGUUGGGAUGAAUGUUGGGCAGGUUGAUCGUCUGGGUGUCCCUCUCGCUGCAGGCCAUAUCGCCGUGUAACAUCCGCUCGAAGUGCGGCGACACAUUGACAAGCAGCGACUUCUUCUCAUAGAAGAUCUCCUUCUUGAGGCCGACGAUGAGCUUCACGUAGCCGUCCUCCUUCUGCGCCAUCCUGAGGCUCGGCACUGAGUCAGGCAGCUACUCCGUCAGUCUGCAGGUAGGCACCAACCACAGCAGCAACGACAUCCAUCCAUCCAUCCGCCCUUCCCACCAACGUCACGCAUUCGUUGCUCACCCUUGCCGUCGUGAUUCGAUAUCAGCAGCAAUGCUGCGGCCUCUGUCUUUCAGCUAUAUAGGCUCCUCUUCCAGCCAACCAGCCGAGAGGCGGCACGGGAGCGAUGGGCGGGCUGGAAUGUCGUCAAAACAGAGGCUGGACCAGCUGGACGGCUGGUUGACUCAUCAGGUGCGGACCUAAAUGGGGCGGUGAAAUAAGGAGUUCCUUGUCGGAAUGAGGACUUCCUUUUCGGGUGAGGAAUUCCUCAUUCGGG